Molecule: messenger RNA, 1896 nt
Organism: Penicillium verhagenii
Lineage: Eukaryota; Fungi; Ascomycota; Eurotiomycetes; Eurotiales; Aspergillaceae
Exons: 6
Coding region: 1-1896 (631 amino acids)
Biological process (GO): transmembrane transport
Cellular component (GO): membrane
Molecular function (GO): myo-inositol:proton symporter activity
Source: RefSeq, a predicted model, not a curated record
AUGAACCAAGACUCAGCUGAACUUGGCUCUCCUCGCAGUGCCAACAUCAGUCGGGAUGGUGCCAGUCCUGAGAAGGAUCAUUAUGACAAGUCCCACCUUGAGGUGGUGAAUCUAGAGAACAACAUUACAGCGAAAGUCCAGAACCCCCUUGCCCAUCUUACCCAGGCCGAAGUGAUUCAGGGUGUCAGCGAAUUUGCCCGUUGCUAUGAAGUCACUGACAUCCUUCCCGAGCUGACAAAGGGAGCUCUUGUUGCACGAGACCCUUCCUCGUUCGAACGCGUUCCCAAUAUCACGGAAACUGAGGUUGCUGCAAUUCGUGAUGAAGUGCUUCACAAGUGGCGCCAGCCCAAGGCCCUCUACUUCACCAUCAUCCUCUGCUCUAUUGGGGCUGCUGUCCAAGGUUGGGAUCAGACUGGCUCAAAUGGGGCCAACCUCUCAUUCCCUGAGGCUUUUGGCAUCCCGGGAGAUAAGAGUAUCAAGAACCAGUGGAUCAUCGGGCUUAUCAACGCGGCUCCAUACAUUGCCAGUGCCGUGUUGGGCUGUUGGCUGUCUGAUCCAAUCAACCGUAUCCUUGGUCGUCGUGGAACAAUCUUCAUUUCGGCUAUUUUCUGUGUUCUUACGCCCAUUGGAUCCGCCCUGAGUCAGAAUUGGCAUCAACUGUUUGUCAUUCGCCUGCUGCUUGGACUCGGGAUGGGCCUCAAAGCCUCCACGGUUCCAAUCUUUUGUGCUGAAAAUUGUCCUGCUGCUAUUCGAGGAGGUCUUGUGAUGUGCUGGCAAAUGUGGACGGCUUUUGGAAUCUUCCUUGGUUUCUGUGCUAACCUGGCUGUGAAAGAUACCGGUAGACUUUCGUGGCGGUUGCAGCUAGGGUCAGCCUUUAUUCCUGCCGUGCCUUUGGUCAUUGGUGUAUUCUUCUGUCCUGAAUCCCCCCGCUGGUACAUCAGACGGGGCGAGAUGGCCAAGGCUUAUAAGUCUCUCUGUCGACUCCGAAACACCCCACUGCAGGCUGCUCGAGAUCUUUACUCCAUCCAUACACAGGUUCAAAUUGAACGGGCCUUGAUUGGCGAAGGCAACUAUUUUACUCGAUUUUUGGAACUUUUCACCAUUCCUCGAGUUCGACGUGCGACCCUCGCCUCAUUUACUGUCAUGAUUGCUCAACAGAUGUGUGGAAUCAAUAUCAUUGCGUUCUACAGCUCAACUGUCUUUGUUAGUGCUGGCGCAAGUACCACAGCAGCUUUAUUCGCAUCAUGGGGCUUUGGCUUGGUAAACUUCCUUUUCGCCUUCCCAGCAGUCUGGACAAUUGAUACCUAUGGCCGACGUGCUCUACUUUUGUUUACAUUCCCAAACAUGGCUUGGACUUUGCUGGCGGCUGGCUUCUGUUUCUAUGUCCCGGGGAAUGGAGGUGGUCACCUUGGCAGUAUCGCACUUUUCGUCUUCAUGUUCGCUGCUUUCUACUCCCCUGGAGAAGGCCCAGUGCCAUUCACGUACUCCGCUGAAGUGUUCCCGCUGUCGCAUCGUGAGGUCGGUAUGUCCUGGGCUGUUGCAGUCUGUCUCGGCUGGGCAGCUGUACUCUCCAUUACCUUUCCCCGCAUGCUCUGGGCUAUGUCGGCGACUGGAGCUUUCGGCUUUUAUGCUGGACUGAACAUCACUGCAUUGAUCAUGAUUUUCCUCUGGGUUCCAGAGACCAAGCAACGAACCCUUGAAGAGCUGGACUACAUUUUUGCAGUUCCAACUCGUGUUCAUAUGCAUUAUCAAGUUUUCAAGGCUCUACCCUGGUGGAUCCAGCGUUACAUCUUCCGCCGGGAUGUACACCUGGAGCCUUUGUACACCUUCGACAUCUUGGCUCUGGCUGGAAGCGAGAAUGAUGUACUCGAUGUGGAGACCAAGGCUGUUGUUUAG